GGACCCUCCAUUCCCCACAUCCAGGAAAAUGUGAUGUGCUACAGGUAUCAGCUUCUAGAACACCACUUCACAUUCUAGCCACAAGUGAGGAGUGGGAGAUCCAGGGGCAGAAGAGACACGUCAUCAGGAAGAUGUCUAAAGAAAUAGCAGACCAAAAAGAAGAAGCUGGAGAAAAAGAGAUGUGUGGAGAUCAAAUCAAAGGACCGGACAAAGAGGAGGAACCACCGGCUUCAUCAUCCCAUGGCCAGGGGUGGCGCCCAGGUGGCAGAGCACCUAGGAACUCAAGGCCUGAACCUGGGGCGAGACCUCCUGCUCUCCCGGCCAUGGUCAAUGACCCAUCAGUACCUGCCUUACUGUGGGCCCAGGAAGUGGGCCAAGUCUUGGCAGGCCGUGCCCGCAGGCUGCUGCUGCAGUUUGGGGUGCUCUUCUGCACCAUCCUCCUCCUGCUUUGGGUGUCUGUCUUCCUCUAUGGCUCCUUCUACUAUUCCUACAUGCCAACGGUCAGCCACCUCAGCCCAGUGCAUUUCUAUUACAGGACUGAUUGUGAUUCCUCCACCACAUCACUCUGCUCUUUCCCUGUUGCAAAUGUCUCAUUGGCUAAGGGUGGACGUGAUCGGGUUCUGAUGUAUGGACAGCCAUAUCGCAUUACAUUAGAGCUGGAACUGCCAGAGUCCCCUGUGAAUCAAGAUUUGGGCAUGUUCUUGGUCACCGUUUCAUGCUACACCCGAGGCGGCCGAAUCAUCUCUACUUCUUCACGCUCGGUGAUGCUGCAUUACCGUUCAGAUCUCCUCCAGAUGCUUGACACACUGGUUUUCUCUAGCCUCUUGCUGUUUGGCUUUGCAGAACAGAAGCAGCUCCUGGAGGUGGAGCUCUAUGCAGACUAUAGAGAGAACUCGUAUGUGCCAACUACUGGAGCGAUUAUCGAGAUACACAGCAAGCGCAUCCAGAUGUACGGAGCCUACCUUCGCAUCCAUGCUCACUUCACUGGGCUCAGAUAUCUGCUGUACAACUUCCCAAUGACCUGCGCCUUCAUAGGUGUCGCCAGCAACUUCACCUUCCUCAGUGUCAUCAUGCUCUUCAGCUACAUGCAGUGGGUGUGGGGGGGCAUCUGGCCCCGACGUCGCUUCUCUUUGCAGGUUAACAUCCGAAAAAGAGGCAGUUCCCGAAAGGAAGGCCAGGGAAGGAUCUCUACCGAUCAGCCAGGCACAGGGUCUGAAGGCCAGGAGGAAUCAACCCAGCAAUCAGAUGUUACAGAGGACGGUGAGAGCCCUGAAGACCCCUCAGGGACAGAAGGUCAGCUGUCUGAGGAGGAGAAAGCAGAUCAGCAGCCCCUGAAUGGGGAGGAAGAGCUGGAGCCCGAGGCCAGUGAUGGUUCAGGCUCCUGGGAAGAUGCAGCUCUGCUGACUGAAGCCAACCUGCCUGCUCCUGCCUCUGCCCCUGCCCUUGCCCCAGAGACUCUGGGCAGCUCUGAACCCUCUGUGGGUGCUGUCAGACAGCGCCCCACCUGCUCUAGUUCUUGAAGAAAAGGGCAGAUUCCUCACAUUCCAGCACUUUCUUACCUGACCCCUUUCACCUUGUUUUCCCUUCAAUAAAGUAUUUUG
Molecule: messenger RNA, 1601 nt
Organism: Nycticebus coucang (slow loris)
Lineage: Eukaryota; Metazoa; Chordata; Mammalia; Primates; Lorisidae
Gene: BSCL2
Product: BSCL2 lipid droplet biogenesis associated, seipin
Exons: 11
Coding region: 132-1520 (462 amino acids)
Biological process (GO): lipid droplet organization; lipid storage
Cellular component (GO): endoplasmic reticulum membrane
Source: RefSeq, a predicted model, not a curated record